AUGAUCGGCGGACUCGUGGUGGUCAAGGAGAACACGGCGCCGCCAAAGAAGUGCCGCGAGGGCCGCGGCAACUACAUGCUUGACGCCGAGAACGCGGCGGUGCUGCGGACGCACGCCCACCACAUGGCCCUCUUCCGGCGAGCUGGGUACCGUGUGGUCAAGUCCACCCGACAGGCCGACUUCCCGAGCGACAUCUACCCCGUGCGCAUGUACUUGCUCGCGCCACGAGUGAGCGCCACGUGA
Messenger RNA from Emiliania huxleyi CCMP1516, 243 nucleotides. RefSeq lists its product as hypothetical. Gene Ontology annotation, cellular component: cytoplasm. The transcript has 2 exons. The record is from RefSeq and is a predicted model, not a curated record. The coding region runs from base 1 to 243 and encodes 80 amino acids. Lineage: Eukaryota; Haptophyta; Isochrysidales; Noelaerhabdaceae. Gene Ontology annotation, molecular function: methyltransferase activity. Gene Ontology annotation, biological process: N-terminal protein amino acid methylation.